UAGCCUAUUUCUGGGGAACAAAUUAUCCAUAGAGACUUGAAAGUCAGUAAUAUUUUUCUUGAAGCUUCCAAUAUCUUGCUUGAUGGGGUAAGUUCUCAAGCCCCAAAAUAUAUGCUUGAUGAGGUUAGUUCUUCAUUGUCCACCCUUUCCUUUCCUUGUUUGCUAUUUUGUGUCGUGCUUUAUUUAAUUUGUUCCCAUAGAUAAAAUUAGAAGUGGUUGCCUACAGGAACACAACUGCCUAUUUUGAAUGAAUGGUUUAAAUUGUUAUUUGGACCUCAUUUGUAUUUGUCUUAUGCAGAUUCACAAUGGAAGCAUAUUCUCGGAUUAUGAGUUGGUGCCCCAUGCAAGCUUGGAAAAUCACCUUUUUGAAAUAGGGAGCCCUGGCAUGGAACCCCUAUCUUGGAACAAAAGACUGGAUAUAGCUUCUGGAGUAGCUCAAGCCCUAGCCUACUUGCACACUUUUUCACCGAAUCAAUUUGUCCACAGUGACCUUAAGGCCUCCAAUAUCUUGCUUGAUGGGAAUUACAAUGCAAAACUCUCAAAUUUUGGAUUAGAAAGACUUGGGAAAACUGGUGAACUGUCACAUCAAUCAACUCACUCUGUAGGAACAUCUCUUUAUAUUGAUCAAGAGGAAAUUACAACAGGUCAUUCUUAUGUAAAGAGCGAUGUGUAUAGGUUUGGUGUUACACUACUUCAGUUGCUGACGGGAUUACAGGCCAUUGAGAGAAAUCGUCCCAGGGAAUGGCAAAAUCUGAUUGAAUGGGGUAAACCACUACUCUUGAAUGAAAGAAAUUUGAAAACUAUCAUGGACGUGCGGAUAGAGGGCCAAUAUUCCUCCAAGGCAGCAUUUCGAGCAGCACAAAUUACUCUAAAAUGCCUAGCAUUGGAUCCCAAAAGCCGACCUUCCAUGAAAGAAGUUGUGGAAGAACUGGAGCAAAUUCAGGCAAUAGAGGAAAGAAUAAAGCAAUCUGAAAACACCAGUAUGCCCAGCAGUGAGCACCGGGAUUUAUAACCGAGGUUGAAGGUGCCAUGCCCCCAGAUGGUUCCUUUAUGUAGAUAUUUCUUGACUGCUUAUGAGAUGUAAAACAUGUAAUGUUAAUUUCACACCCCACAAGACAAUGUGUUAACUCUGCUUCAUGUGGAAUUUAUG
Molecule: messenger RNA, 1150 nt
Organism: Rosa rugosa (rugosa rose)
Lineage: Eukaryota; Viridiplantae; Streptophyta; Magnoliopsida; Rosales; Rosaceae
Product: probable serine/threonine-protein kinase PIX13
Exons: 4
Coding region: 248-1012 (254 amino acids)
Biological process (GO): protein phosphorylation
Molecular function (GO): protein kinase activity; ATP binding
Source: RefSeq, a predicted model, not a curated record